Pelobates fuscus (common spadefoot toad) is the source of this 1685-nucleotide messenger RNA. RefSeq names its product calcium activated nucleotidase 1 (gene CANT1). NCBI's taxonomy places the organism in Eukaryota, Metazoa, Chordata, Amphibia, Anura, Pelobatidae. The transcript has 4 exons. Gene Ontology annotation, molecular function: GDP phosphatase activity; UDP phosphatase activity; calcium ion binding. Gene Ontology annotation, biological process: proteoglycan biosynthetic process. The record is from RefSeq and is a predicted model, not a curated record. Bases 153 to 1361 code for a protein of 402 amino acids.
GCCGCCUGGAAUGCCGGGAGUUGUAGUUUGUUGGGGAAGGCGGAAAUUCUGUCCCCAGUUUGAGGUGAUGGAGCCGGGCGGGUGACCGGAGCUCAGUGUGUGCAGCAGGCGGGAGCCAGGGACCCGAGUACCGGGUCUGGCAGUCCUCACUAAUGUCUUAUGAAGCGGUGCUGGAAUGUAAAGAGUCUAUGAACCCCCUGCGGAUCAGUGUGGGUGGUCUCCCUGUCCUGGCAUCCAUGACAAAGACAGCAGAUCCCCGUUUCCGACCGCGAUGGCGUGCUAUUGUACUGUUUGGUGUUGGCCUGGCACUGAUCUUCUUGCUGCUCUGCUUUCACCGCUCCUCGACUCCACGAGCCUCACUACCUCCAAACAAUCACAACUGGAGGAUGGUGGAGCCCAUGACUGGACUGGUCUACAAUGACACCUACCCACUGACCCUUCCCCAGAAAACUGCCGAAGGCCUCCGCUACCAGAUUGCUCUCAUUGCAGACUUGGACACAGAUUCUCGAAGCUCCAAAGACAACACUUGGUUCAGCUACCUGAAGAGGGGUCAUUUGACGUUGUUUAAUACUGGGGACCAAGUGACCGUUGAAUGGGAAAAAGAAGAUAUCAAGUUGGAGACUCACCUGGCAGAGAAAGGACGUGGGAUGGAACUGUCCGAGUUGAUCGUUUUUAACGGGAAGUUGUACACCGUGGAUGAUCGAACAGGAGUUGUUUACAGAGUGGAAGGCAACAGGGCCGUGCCUUGGGUCAUACUGACUGAUGGUGAUGGAAGUGUGGAUAAGGGGUUUAAGGCGGAGUGGCUAGCGGUGAGAGACGAGCAGCUGUAUGUUGGAGGGCUGGGGAAGGAGUGGACCACCACAUCGGGACAGGUGCUGAACGAAAAUCCAGAGUGGGUGAAAGUGAUCGGGCCACGGGGUGAUGUCCAGCAUUACAGCUGGGUGUCCAACUACAACACACUGCGUGCUGCCGCUGGCAUUCAGCCUCCAGGAUACCUUAUCCACGAGUCUGCUGCUUGGAGUGACACUUUGCAGAGCUGGUUCUUCCUGCCACGGCGAGCCAGCCACGAGCGUUACAGCGAGAAAGAGGAUGAGCAGAGAGGCUCAAACAUCUUACUCCGUGCCACUCGGGACUUUUCUGAUGUCUCUAUGUCCCACGUAGGGCCACUGGUCCCCACUCAUGGCUUUUCAUCCUUUAAAUUCAUCCCAGGCACAGAUGACCAGAUCAUCGUGGCUCUCAAAUCCGAGGAGGACGGUGGCAAGGUGGCCACUUACAUAACGGUCUUUUUCCUGGAUGGUCGAGUCUUAUUACCGGAGACUAAAAUCGGAAGCGUUAAAUAUGAAGGAAUUGAAUUUAUCUAAAUCAUCUUUGUGACUUUUAAUUCUGCUGCUUCUCUUGUCCACAGACAUUUUUGGGGGGUGUUGCUAAAUAUUAAGGGGAUUCUUUUCUUAUCAGAUUUUGUAAUAAAUUACUUAAAUCCUCAAACCUAAACUGAAUCAGUAACAUGCCCCUAGUUAAGGGAAUUAUAUUAUUUAUUCGUUGAUGAUAUUUAUAUUUGGGGACGAAAAUCAUUGGAGAAAAACACUUUACGGAUCUUCCACAAUACCUUGAGCCUUUGUAACCCCAAAUCAAUAUGUCUGAGGUCGAUGACUCUGGAAUCUUUUUAUUAAACUGUGUUUUUAAAA